Molecule: messenger RNA, 2160 nt
Organism: Aspergillus terreus NIH2624
Lineage: Eukaryota; Fungi; Ascomycota; Eurotiomycetes; Eurotiales; Aspergillaceae
Exons: 5
Coding region: 1-2160 (719 amino acids)
Biological process (GO): actin cortical patch localization; actin cortical patch assembly; endocytosis
Cellular component (GO): actin cortical patch
Molecular function (GO): Arp2/3 complex binding
Source: RefSeq, a predicted model, not a curated record
AUGGAGUCUGAGGUCUCCUUGGAGAAUGAGCAACAGUUCUGGGACGAGCUCCAAGAAAUUGUCUCCGCCCCUUGCUCCUCCGAAGACCUUAUCGACAAUGCACUGCGGUCUUAUUUGAAUCUCGCUACCAAGUACAAAGGUGCGAUUAUUCUGUCUGCAUGGACCGGUGGAGAAGGAUCUGGUUGCGUGGGACUAUGGAACAUAAGGCUGACGGCUGCGCGCGUGACUACAGAUGAAUAUCUCCAGUCGGAGUUGGCAGUCUCCCGAUGCUCGUACAAACUACUUUCGUCGACUGUGUUUGCGGACCAUGCCGACUAUGUGCGGAGACAGAUGAUCUACGGGUUGUUGCAGGAAGAUGAGCCGGAUACGCUCGCCGUCAUUGCAUCUUUCCUCAUCUUCGACGGUCGACGGAAUGAGGCCGUGCUCCGUGUGAUGAAUGAAGAGGGCUCGUUUCCGCGGCUGUUGGAGCUCUUGCAGGUUCAGAAUAAGAAGAGGGGUGACGAUGAAGCCGGACUUCAUCGUCUGCUGAUGGAUCUGAUGUAUGAGAUGUCGAGGAUUCAGCGGAUCAAGAUUGAGGAUCUGGGUGGGUGGUUCCUACAGGCUCUGUGUGAUAUGGUGGUUAACGGUGAGAUGGCAGUGCUUGUCGACGACGACUUUAUCAAGAGUCUGUUCGAUAUUAUCGAGGACCUCUCGUACGAUGUGAAUGACCCCUACCAUUAUCCGGUCAUUCGCGUGCUGCUGGUCCUGAAUGAGCAGUACAUGAUAUCUGCCCACGACCCGGUGGAUGACGGCUCGUCUUCGAAUGUCUUGACCAACAAGGUCAUCAAGAUACUGUCAAUGCACGGCAAUUUGUACAAGACAUUUGGUGAGAAUAUAAUUCUUCUGAUUAAUCGAGAAGCGGAAACCUCCCUCCAGCUGCUCACCCUCAAGCUCCUCUAUCUCAUCUUCACCACCCCUCGCACAUACGAAUACUUCUACACAAAUGACCUCCAUGUCCUCGUCGACAUCCUGAUCCGGAACCUCCUCGACUUGCCCGAGGAGGCGUCCGCUCUGCGGCACACCUACCUUCGCGUUCUAUAUCCGCUGCUGGCGCACACGCAGCUGAAGAUGCCCCCGCAUUACAAACGCGAAGAGCUGAAGCGGAUGCUCAACCUCCUCGUUCGGGGCCGGCUCUCCAACGGCGACGCGGAUCACGAGAAGGUCAUCGUGCAUUUCGACGACGUCGACGAGACCACCCGGCGACUCGUCCUCCGCUGUACAACGGUGGACUGGAUGCGCGAUCCACCCGAAGAACAAUCCCCCGACGUGGACACCGCCACAACCACGCCGCUUGACACCUCGCAGACGCUCUCUUCCCCAAGCACCGACGGCAGUUCUCCCGAAACCACCUCACCCACCAGACUGGACGAGCACCACCCGAAGCUCGAUGCCCACCGCAACCUCAGCCAAGCCCAGCGGCUAGGAAUGCACCUCGAACGAACGUCCACAUCCAGUCUUAGCAGCGUGCAGGAGGUCGCAACGCAGCACGAGAAGCCCGGCGUCAUCACCCCCAGCCGCACCAACACCGACCACCUCCGCCCGACCAGUCCCACAAAACCCAAACCAAAGAUCAAGCCCCUUCCCCCGAAAACUCGACGCUGGCGCGGGAGACGCACCCAUCCUGACGACGAGAUCACGCCCACCGAGACACCCGUCUCGGCCUCCGCCCUUGGCAGCCCCGUGAUCGCCCCAGUAUCAACCCCCGACAGCGUCCUCCAGCAGCACCAACAGCACGUCGACCGUCGCAACUCCACCACAACAUCCGGUCUGGCUCCCCCACCGGUUCCCGCCCACGCCCGCCGCUCCGCAUCCAACCCCCCGCCUGCCGUGCCCCCGCCGCGCCGAUCCACCCAUCCCGCCGUGCAACCGCACCACAUCUCUAGCCACUGCACGCCCGUCUCAAGCCCGUCCCGCGCGCAUCCCCCGCAACAGGGCUCGCCUGCGUCAGGAAAACCAAGCCAGCCGCCGGAACCGCCGCGGACGCGUCGCGCCGGGCGCGGACGACAUGUGCAGAGCGACUCGGGCGAUAAGAGCGCGGAGACCUCCGUCGGGCCGGGGGAGAAACUCGACGGGGCGACGGUGAGCGUGGAGGAGGCAGUGCAGAAUGUGUCGCUGCAUUGA